Messenger RNA from Hemibagrus wyckioides, 1690 nucleotides. It is a transcript of the gene xbp1, whose product is annotated as X-box binding protein 1. NCBI's taxonomy places the organism in Eukaryota, Metazoa, Chordata, Actinopteri, Siluriformes, Bagridae. The record is from RefSeq and is a predicted model, not a curated record. Gene Ontology annotation, cellular component: nucleus. Gene Ontology annotation, molecular function: RNA polymerase II transcription regulatory region sequence-specific DNA binding; DNA-binding transcription factor activity, RNA polymerase II-specific.
GACGAAAGCCGGCAUUUUCUGUGGAGCAGGAAGAGGAGUAAAAAAGACGAUUUGAGGAAAUCUUUUUUCCUCUUUUGAAAUAAAUACAUUUAUUCGGGUCUUCAAGAACCCAGAAACAGACACACGAUGGUUGUGGUGACAGCAGGGCCCGGAGGAGCACAUAAAGUGCUUCUUAUUUCUUCUUCACACUCCAGUGACUCUAAUGUCGCUGCUGCUCCUUUACGGAAAAGGCAAAGACUCACACAUCUGAGUCCUGAGGAAAAAGCACUUCGGAGGAAACUGAAGAACAGAGUUGCAGCACAGACAGCAAGAGACAGAAAAAAGGCCAAAAUGGGAGAACUGGAGCAGCAAGUCAUGGAACUGGAGCAUGAAAAUCAGAAACUCCACCUGGAGAACCAGAUGUUGAGAGAAAGGACGAGUGAUCUGAUGAGUGAGAAUGAGGAGCUGAGACAGAGACUGGGGUUGGACACUCUGGUCAGGAAAGAGAAGGUGCAGGUGCAGAUGUUGGAGUCCGAGGCGAGUGAUUUGGUUUUGCUGAACGGGUCUUCUGAGUCCGCAGCACUCAGGCUACGUGUGUCCGCAGCAGGUGCAGGCCCAGCAGUCAUCAAAGCCGAAGAGUUCACCCUGGAUCCUCACGCUCCUGGCACUGCAGACUCUGAGUCUGAUCUCUUGCUUGGCAUUCUGGACAUCAUUGAACCAGAGCUGUUCCUCAAAGAAGCUCAGGAGCCAGACCCCACUGAGCAGCUCCUGCUGGUGGGCUCGGCCUCAGGUUCGCUACCUGCCCCCUCACCUGGAGCUGUGGGGGCCGCACCAGUCAAGCUGGAGGCCCUUAAUGAACUGAUCCAUUUCGACCACAUUUACACCAAACAGGUGGAGGAGGAGGAGGAGGAAAAGGAGGGCGUCUACGAAGUGAGCAUCGCAGAUGAGAAAGACACCGUCAUCUUCUCGUCAUCCUCCGAAGACGAGGAAGUGGAGGUGGAAGUAGAAACCGUGUCCAUCAAGGACGAGCCGGAGGAAAUGGUCAUCCCCGUGACGGAAAGCGACUCGAUCGGGGUUGACGACUUCCUGUCCGAGCCGUCCCCUUCCUUCGGAGGCUACGACAAGACGGCGUACCUGAUGUCCGAUACGUACAGUGACUCUGGAUACGAAAGGUCACCUUCCCCUUUCAGCGACAUGUCGUCUCCGCUUUGCUCCGACAGCAGCUGGGAAGACAUGUUCGCUAACGAACUCUUUCCGCAACUCAUCAGCGUCUAAAAAUAUAAAAAACCAACACGUUGGUUAGGCUAAACGUAAUCCUAGCGUACUAAACGAUCAUUAUACGCUUCAGCACAAAUUCUUUUAUUUUUCUUUUCUUUUUUUUUCCAUUUUGAAGUAAAAUCCCCCAUUUAAUCUGAAAUACCUGCCAUUUGUUUCUUCUUGGAAAUGGACCUUGAGCGUCAGAAGUGGCGAUUUGGAUGAAUCUGUGAUUCAUGUUCAGUAUUUUUGUCAGAAAUUUGUGUCUGAAAAGUUAUAAAAUUUCAUUGGGGGAAGAGUUUCAUUUUAAAAAAGAUGUAUUUAUUUGUACCUUUUUUUUUUUUUUUUUUUCCGGAGUCCUGUAUCGUAAUCUGUCUGCUUUAAUAUUGUAUAACGUAAUUUUUAUUAGCGCCCUCCUUAUGGAAUCAUUUACUGCAUUAAAAAAUUAUGCAUCUCA